Molecule: messenger RNA, 1512 nt
Organism: Dissoconium aciculare CBS 342.82
Lineage: Eukaryota; Fungi; Ascomycota; Dothideomycetes; Mycosphaerellales; Dissoconiaceae
Product: cytochrome P450
Exons: 6
Coding region: 1-1512 (503 amino acids)
Molecular function (GO): oxidoreductase activity, acting on paired donors, with incorporation or reduction of molecular oxygen; iron ion binding; heme binding
Source: RefSeq, a predicted model, not a curated record
AUGUUGUCACUCAUCAUCGCGACGGCGUUCACGGCCAUCGUGCUGCCUUACUUCAUAUUCAAGCUCCUCGGGUCCAAGCCCAAUCUCAGCCAGUUCCCGCUCAUUAACCCGAAGGAGGGACCCUGGUACUGGCCAUCCAAUGCCAACAAGGACCGAUUCGUCACCGAAGCCACCGAACUUGUCAAGGAGGGCGCGAAGAAGUAUGGCGGCAAACCUUUCCGCAUUGCGACAAACCAGGGAGAGAAGAUUGUUCUCGACACGGCGAUGGUCGACGCUAUAAAGAGCGACCCUCGUCUCAGCUUCGUUGCAGCUACACAAAAGGGCAUGUUCGCCCACAUGUGGGGGUUCGAGGCUCUCCGCUCCAGUGGAGAGAACAACUUUGUGCGCGAUAUGGUCCGUAUCAAGUUGACUCAAAAUCUGACCAAAGUAACUCGUGAUCUUGCUACCGAAGUGUCCGCCGUCCUGGAGAAGCGAUGGGGCACCAGUGAGGAGUGGCACGAUGUCGAUCUUGGAACCGACGUUCUCAAAUUGGUCGCUGUGCUCUCUACUCGCGUCUUCAUGGGUGAGGAACUCGCACACAACGAGGAAUGGUUGGACAUUGCCAUCAACUACACUGUCGACAUCUUCGGAGCUGCCCGCGAGCUCCGCCGCUGGCCGGCACCUCUGCGCCCCUUGGCCAACAUCUUUCUCAAGUCGCACCGCAGCCUCCGGGCUUCCGGAAAGCGUGCUUCCGAGAUCGUGCAGCCCAUCGUGGACGCUCGACGCCUCGCCCGCUCCAAGCCCGACUUCGUGAAGCCCAAUGACUCGCUCGAGUGGUUCGACGAGACCGCCAAAGGUGCACAAUACGACCCGACCAUGCUGCAACUCGUCUUGACUAUGGCCGCCAUCCACACCACCGCCGACCUCACCAAGACGACCCUCCUGCAAUACGCACAGCACCCCGAGAUCAUGGCCGACCUGCGCCAAGAAAUCCUCGAAGUCCUCCCUACCGGCGGCUGGGACAAGCUGACCCUCUACAAGCUCCGGUUGCUCGACAGCUCCAUCAAGGAGGCCCAACGGCUGAAGCCCAUCGGCGCCGCCUCCCUCGGCCGUGUCGUCAUGAAAGAUGUUACCCUUCCGGAUGGAACCGUCCUGCCCAAGAACUCGGACAUCAUGGUCUCCUCUCACCCCAUGUGGGAGGACACGGUCUACCCCGAACCUGAGAAAUACGAUGCCUACCGCUUCGUGAAGAUCCGGGAGACGCCUGGCAAGGAGAACACCGGCCAGCUGACCACCACAGAGUCCCAGUUCCUCAGCUUUGGACACGGACGCCAUGCGUGCCCCGGACGCUUCUUUGCAGCGAACGAGGUCAAAAUUGCGAUGGCCUACGCCUUGAUCAACUACGACAUCCGAUUGAAGGGCGAUAAAGCGCCGAAUACCAUCAAGUUCGGCUUCGAGCUGGUCGCCGAUCCCACUGCCACGAUCCAAGUGCGCAGGAGAAGGGCCGAGAUCGAUCUCGAUAGGCUGUCGUAG